Molecule: messenger RNA, 2244 nt
Organism: Sorghum bicolor (sorghum)
Lineage: Eukaryota; Viridiplantae; Streptophyta; Magnoliopsida; Poales; Poaceae
Product: actin-interacting protein 1-2
Exons: 6
Coding region: 67-1899 (610 amino acids)
Biological process (GO): actin filament depolymerization; positive regulation of actin filament depolymerization
Cellular component (GO): cortical actin cytoskeleton
Molecular function (GO): actin filament binding
Source: RefSeq, a predicted model, not a curated record
CCUGUCCGCCACUCCCUUCCCUCUCGCGACCUCAGAUCACGCGACGCAAGGAGAAAGAAAAAAAAAAUGGCGCAGCUGGUGGAGACGUACGCGUGCUCGCCGGCGACGGAGCGCGGCCGUGGGAUCCUCCUGGCCGGGGACCCCAAGACGGACACGAUCGCCUACUGCACGGGCCGCAGCGUCAUCAUCCGCCGCCUCGAUGCGCCCCUCGACGCUUGGGCCUACCAGGACCACGCCUACCCCACCACCGUCGCCCGCUUCUCCCCCAACGGCGAGUGGGUCGCCUCCGCCGACGCCUCCGGCUGCGUCCGCGUCUGGGGCCGCUACGGCGACCGCGCGCUCAAGGCCGAGUUCCGACCCCUCUCGGGACGCGUCGACGACCUCCGCUGGUCCCCCGACGGCCUGCGCAUCGUCGUCUCCGGGGACGGCAAGGGCAAGUCCUUCGUCCGCGCAUUCGUGUGGGACUCUGGCAGCACAGUUGGUGAGUUUGAUGGGCACUCAAAGAGGGUUCUGAGCUGUGACUUCAAGCCUACACGUCCAUUUCGCAUUGUGACAUGUGGUGAAGAUUUUCUGGCUAACUUUUAUGAAGGACCACCAUUCAAAUUCAAGCAUUCCAUAAGGGAUCACUCAAAUUUUGUUAAUUGUAUCCGGUAUGCUCCUGAUGGUAGUAAGUUUAUCACUGUGAGUUCUGAUAAGAAGGGUUUGAUAUAUGAUGGCAAAACUGGAGAGAAGAUAGGAGAGCUUUCCACUGAAGGCGGUCAUACAGGGAGCAUAUAUGCUGUUAGCUGGAGUUCUGAUAGUAAACAGGUUCUAACAGUUUCUGCUGAUAAAUCUGCGAAAGUAUGGGAUAUCAUGGAAGAUGCAAGUGGGAAGUUGAAUCGAACUUUGGCUUGCCCUGGUAUAGGAGGUGUGGAUGAUAUGCUUGUUGGUUGUCUCUGGCAGAAUGACCAUCUCGUGACAGUCUCUCUUGGUGGGACAUUUAAUGUGUUCUCUGCAAGCAACCCAGACCAAGAACCAGUUACAUUUGCAGGACAUUUGAAGACUGUUAGUUCUUUGGUCUUCUUUACUAAAAGUAGCCCAAGAACUAUACUAUCUACUAGCUAUGAUGGUGUCAUCAUGAGGUGGAUACUGGGUGUUGGAUUUGGUGGCAGAUUGACGCGCAAAAACAACACUCAAAUAAAAUGCUUUGCUGCAGUAGAAGAAGAGCUUGUUACCUCAGGUUAUGAUAAUAAGGUCUUCAGAAUUCCACUUAAUGGAGACCAGUGUGGAGAUGCUGAGUCAGUUGAUGUAGGCGGUCAGCCAAAUGCUUUGAACCUUGCACUUCAAAAACCUGAAUUUGCACUGAUCACUACUGAUUCUGGGAUUGUAUUACUGCACAACUCAAAAGUCAUCUCUACAACCAAAGUUAACUAUACCAUCACUUCAUCUUCGGUAUCUCCUGAUGGCACGGAAGCUGUUGUGGGUGCUCAAGAUGGGAAACUGCGAAUUUAUUCCAUCAGUGGCGAUACACUUACAGAAGAAGCUCUGCUUGAGAAGCACCGGGGCGCUAUCACUUCCAUACAUUAUUCACCAGAUGUUUCUAUGUUUGCUUCUGCUGAUUCCAACAGGGAAGCUGUUGUGUGGGAUCGGGCAAGUAGAGAGAUCAAGCUGAAGAACAUGUUGUACCACACAGCUAGGAUAAACUCCCUGGCUUGGUCACCUGACAGUCGAUUGGUUGCCACUGGCUCACUGGACACCUGUGCAAUUGUCUACGAGAUAGACAAGCCAGCAACCAGUCGCAUCACUAUCAAGGGAGCCCAUCUUGGUGGAGUUCAUGGUUUAACCUUCCUGGAGAAUGAUACUCUGGUGACUGCAGGCGAGGAUGCUUGCAUUCGUGUUUGGAAGGUGGUGCAGCAAUAGGUUACUCAUUAUUCUGGUGUGCAUUGAGAAUGUCUUUGCUAUUCAUUGGAAUAAACUUCUUUUUUCUUCUGUGCUUGUUGGUACGGUGGCACCCACAGGCCAUAGCAUCACCGUUGCCUUCUCUGCGAUUUGUGCUCUAAAUUUCCUUUACAAUUCUUUUUGAGUUGUGUUAUUUUCGCUUGUUUUUUUUUCAGUAAGAAAGACUCCUUUGUAAGUGUAUCCCUCCAUGGCUGCAUCUGAUUUUGUUAGGAGCUGUGAGAAUAUAGGGAUACUGUUGCUUAUCUUACCCUGGUCCCUGAAGUAGUCGUUAAUAACUGGCUUCGCUGUGGUGCAAGUUUUCACGAA